Messenger RNA from Schistocerca gregaria, 11855 nucleotides. It is a transcript of the gene Usp1, whose product is annotated as ubiquitin carboxyl-terminal hydrolase 1. The transcript is spliced from 9 exons. Gene Ontology annotation, molecular function: cysteine-type deubiquitinase activity; cysteine-type endopeptidase activity. Gene Ontology annotation, cellular component: nucleus; cytosol. Gene Ontology annotation, biological process: protein deubiquitination. Lineage: Eukaryota; Metazoa; Arthropoda; Insecta; Orthoptera; Acrididae. The record is from RefSeq and is a predicted model, not a curated record. The coding region runs from base 187 to 2409 and encodes 740 amino acids.
ACACUAGCGCCAAAAAUUAACCUCUUUGAACACAGAUGUAAAAUGGCGGACACCUGCUGAAUAUUGACAGUUUGAUACCGGUGAUAUGUGUGAUAAUGGAAAUAGUUGUAGUGUUUAAGAAGUUAAUGUAUUAAAAAGAACUUGUGAUUUCCAUGACUUCGUACACGCUUGUAACGUGCCGAAAAGAUGACGGUUCUUUCUGGAGAGAAUGUAUUGGGAGAGGGUAACAGCACUCCACCUCGAAAGAAAUUUCGUCUUUCUAUGAAAUCUCCUGGCUAUCAGGAGAAUAGACAGACUCAUGUUGCGAGAAGAAAUCCGUUUGGAGCACACCAAAGCCAGCAGAGUAGUGUGUUAACUCCAAGAAACACCAAUAGUGAUUCAAAAUUUGGUCAGUCCAGCUCUUCGAGAGAGAGAUUAGAUUCUGGCACGAUGCUGAACGGCUAUCUGCCAGGUGAUUCGAAGAGCUCCCCUGAGGGCAGUGACGGCUCGUGCAGUUCUCCGGUGGCGACACUGGCUAACCUGGGCAACACGUGCUUUCUCAACAGCGUGCUCUACACUCUCCGCUUUGCUCCCUCGUUCCUCCACAACCUACACCAUCUGGCGCUGGACCUGCAGCAGCAUUCGUCCAGCCUGAAGGUGAAAUCGUCAUCCCUGGGCCGCAAUGUUGGCCUCGGGGGCCUGGGAGUGGGUGGUUCGGGGAAGAGCUGGAGCAGCAAGGAUCUGCCGUCACUGGGGGGCGGGUCAGGUGGCGGAGCGGGCAGCUCGGCACUGUCGUCCGGCUCCUCCAGCUGCGCACCGUUCGGCGUGGGGCCUGCGGACGGUCGGUCCCGCCUGCGGGCGGUGACGGAGCGGCUGCACGACCUGUACUGCAGCAUGCGGCAGUCAGAGCAGCGUGACGGCCCCGAGCCCUUCCAGCCGGAUGUCUUCCUGCAUGCCCUCAGGGAAGUGAACCCGAUCUUCGAGGGCAACCAGCAGCAUGACGCGCAUGAGCUGCUUGUGUGCCUGCUGGACACGGUGCGCGAGACGUGCCGCCUGCUCGCGCUCGUGCCGCGGCCCCCUCCGCCUCCGCCGCCCCCCACAGUCCCGCCCCCGGCUGCGGUGCCGUCCCCGCAGCCUGCCCCCGCCUCCAAGUCCAGCUGGGGAGUGCGCAAGUCCUGGAAGAAGAAGAGGCCGCAGCCGCCCCAGCAGCAGCAGGGGAAGGUGACGUCGGGGUCCACGUCCGCGUCUGCGCUGCGUGGCAGCUCGCCCAGUCCCGUGCCAGAGAACUCGGCUGCGGAGGCGGUCAACGGAGUAGCCUCGCUGGCAGGCAUCAGUGAGUGCGUAGACGGCGAAGGCUGCGAGUCGUCGAGCACUGCCUCGCAACGUGACGCGUCCGGUGACGAAGCAUCGACGGCAGCCAGUUCGCAGUGUUCGGACCUGAAACAGCAGCAACAGCACCAGAGGUCUACGCCGGGCUACAACUUCGUCGCAGACGACUUCGAGGGGAUCACCGUGCUGAGGACGACGUGCCUAGAAUGUGAGACAGUUACUGAACGCAAGGAGACGUUCUGCGAUAUCUGCGUGCCCAUAGCCACGGACCAAGACUCGGACGAUGAGAGCUGUCCCGGAACGGCAGGCGUGUACCAGUCGGCGGUGGUCACGAGCGAGCAUCUGCGCGACCUGAACAAGUACUGGUGCGAGCAGUGCCUGCGCUACAACGAGGCGAGACGGCAGGUGCGCUACGAGCGGCUGCCCCGGCUGCUUGUGCUCCAACUCAAGAGGUUCUCCUCCACCUUCGGGUCGAUGGUAUGCGUGUCGAAGGUGAACGACUACAUGCCGACUCCCCUCACACUCGGCUGCUUCUGCGAGACGUGUUGUCCGUUGGCGGAGGAAAACCGCCCCCACAGCUAUCGCCUGUUCGGUGUAAUAAUGCACCUCGGAGCGACUAUUGCCUCUGGUCACUACGUGGCGUAUGUCCGGGCGGCAGACCCUUCUCCAGACUACAGGCGCUGCGACAGGCGGAGAGCGGCAUCACUGGACGGGUGUCUCAGUAGUUCCGGCUCUGGUUCUACAGGGUCGACAAGUAGCAGCAGCAGUGGGGAAAAGAUGGGCAGCAUUUUAAAGUUCUUCCGGCCACGCUCCUCGGCAUCCGUGGCCAUCUCCUCGUCGAGUGCCUCCGGCCACGGUCCGACCGUCGGUGACACGGGCUCGGCUGGCGGGUCAUGCCGCGGCACAGAGUGCUGCGGCGUGCGGUUGCAGCUGCCGGCGCCCGUGGGUGACACCACUGCCGUGCCGGAUGCGCCGUGGCUCGAGUGCGAUGAUGAGACGGUGAGGGUGCUGACCCGGAAGGAGUUCGAGGACGUUCUCGGCCCCAAGCAGUCGAAGACUUCAUCCCUCACACCGUAUCUACUCUUCUACGUCCGGGUGUAGCUGUACCACACACUUGCAGUAGUAGGUCUCGUGUAAUCUCGAGGGAAGAGUUGUUAAUAGUGGUGGAGCCAAACCAGCAAGACGACGUUCCAGGGAACUUCUGUUGAGUGAAGUACCCUGUGACUGAGCACUGUUACUUAUUGAGGUAUCUUCAAGUUUUGUAGCUUUCGAGAUCUGAGAGGCACUCAGUGUAAAGUUUGUCUAUUUUACUCAGUUUAGCUUGUCGGACGUGGGUGACAUCCUUAAUACUUUGCAUACACUUCAAAAUUUUGAAAUUAUGAUGGUAAUAUAAUACUGAGGAAUCCUAGUGUGGAAUAGAAAUAAUGGAUGACUAAAGGUGACAACUCGCGUGUAGUUAGUGUUGAAUGGUCAACGUGCACUUGAAAGAGAUUGAAACGGGGGGCAAAAACCAUAUUUUUACCCACUUGUUCCAGCAAUUAUAAUUGUAAAAAUAUAACUAACAAAGGAUUUACCAAAGUGGCCAUGUUUGUUGCAGGAAUUAUCUGUAAUCAUUAUUUUUGCAAAGUAGGCUUAUUUUAUGUCUGUGGAUUGCUCUUUAUUUCAAAGUGACUGGUUUUGGGCGAUGUGCCUAUCCAUAUAUUGUCUCCUACCUGCAGUAACCAGUCUUUGCAGAACUGUUACUUCACUAUCAUAUACUAUUGGUCAUUGGUUUCUUGAGAGUUGGUUUGUCGUCUUCUGAUCCUGGAUGUGAGUGCGAACUCUUAGUUCCGUUAAGAAUAGUUACUCUAUGACUAAGAGAUUACUCUGAAAGUGGUCAGAAUUAUCUGAAACUGAACAUUUUGCGAAGAAAGGCAACAGAUCGAUGGGUAAUAAAACCAUUUUGUAAAGAAUAUACAAUCUUUAGCUUCUCAUGGUUGUCAGGAUCCAUUGCUGUGGCAACUCAGUUGUGCUUUUGUAAGCUGAACAUGUGACUGGGGUGCGAUCUGAUCUUUACUGAUAACGUAAGGACUUUUGCAGCCAACAUGAUGUGUAGAAAUACUUUUAUUUCGUUGAGGAAUAGAAGUAUUUCAUUGUGUGAUCUUGCCAGCAAGAAUUGUUGUCACUAAAGAUCAGAUCAUACCCAGCAACUAGUGCAACUUACGAAAGCAGAUCUGAAUUGCCACAGGAAUGGAUCCUGAAACUCAUUGAAAAGUUAAAGAUCGUAAAUUCUCUGCAAAAUGGGCUUAUUUACUGUCAGUCUGUUUUCUCCUUUUUGCAAAUUGUCCGGUUUUUGGACAGUGUUGACUAUCUGCAGAUCAUCUCUUAGUUUACAGAGAAACAAGUCUUAAAAGAACUGUCAGUUUGCUGUCAUGUCUAGGAUCGGAAGAGGACAAACCAACCUUCAACAUACCACUGAGUGAUGGUAUGAGCAAUGGUAGAUUAUAGUGAACUAACAGUUCCAUGACGAGUGAUCACUUUGUAACUACCACCUGCAAUCCGAAAAGAAAACAAAAUGAAAGUAGAACAGGUCCUUUGCCUCUUAAGCAUAUCAUCCCCCUGUUUUCUUACUUAGCAGUCUUGUGUGGAUAGUUAUCAGUUUCUGCUUCAGCCAUUAGUUAUUACAGUGACCAGUGCUCAGGAAAAUAUUCAGACUUCUUAGCACUAUAGUACGGUUCUGAUUAGUUGUACGGGCUGGAAAAUCAUGGCUAACUGCACGUUUGCAAAUUGUUACUUUGAUCAUUCAAAUACAAAUAGCAGUGGUAACUGGUAAAAUUAUUUACAUGUUGAAAUGUGUGUGUGAGGAUGUCCACAAUGUGUUCGGAUAGUUUCAGGUUGCAAUACUGCCUAUUUAUUUUUUUUAAACUGACAUUUAUUAAUCAUUUUAUAAAAUCGAUACUGUGUUGUGUAAAAUUGUAGGUAACACUUUUGCUUGCAAGUGUGGAUAAUUUUAUUGGGAGAUGCACCAAUUUACGAAAGUAAUGCUCAGUUAACAACUCUUCUCUCAAAGGAGACAGAUUUUUAUGAAAGAUGUUUGACACUUAAAUAGUGUUGUUAAGCUGGUGAAUGACAACCUUGUGGAAUGAUUGCAAGGGACUAAGGCUCCUAUCUAUCUGUAUAUAUAUAUAUGAAUUUACUUGUAAACACAGUCAACACCACUUAGUUUACGUAACAUCUUUCAAAUAGUUUCACAUUCGCUGUGGUAAUAGUUGCAAUUUGUAUUUAUUGAAGCUUUCAAUUUGGUUCGCUUUCUCUGUACUUGCUUUUUUAAGGUCGUAUUUUUAGUUAGUUUGGUGUAAUUUGGAAAUAUUGUUUUAAGUAAUGUAACUGCUGGAUACCAGUUACAGCAUUUUUGUCAUAUUGCUGUAAGUUAACACUUAUGUCGUUGUGUUAAUGGGCAGUCAUGCGAUUCUGUUAGUGUGUGAGUGCCUACUCAUUUGUUUGUCAUUUUUUAAAGAAAAAUCUUUAGAAUUACGCGUAGUACAAAAAUAUUCCACAAGAAAAACGAUAAUCUCAAGGAUAAACAUUCCUCUGUUGGCAUUAGUUUUGUAUUUUCAGUAUCAUAGUGCCGCAUAUUUUUCAUGAUGCAUAUUUUUCACCCCGUCAUAAUUUUUUGGUGGGUUCAUUACAUAUUAGUGAUAACUUCAUGGUGAAGUUAACGUAAUCCCGCGUUAGUUCAGUCAGGCUAUUGUGUGUACUGAGUAUUUGAGCUGUUGGCUUGUGCCCUAGUUCACUAGGAUGCGAUGUGAAUAUUCUCAUGUAACAGCAGCUGUAGCAAAAGCACUUAAAUUGAGUAUACAUUUGGUUCUACUGGUGGACUACCAAGAUCUUUCAUUUUUAUUUUACAGAGGACAGGUAGUAAUUCGGGAUUUAGUGUUACUAAAUGAUGCUCUUUCUUCUGCAACUGCAGAUAAUUCUCAGCAGGUCUACCACCUCUAGAAUGUUGCAAUCAUUUUCAAAUUGAAUGUUUGAAGGCAACAUUUGGCCUUGUACCAAGCUAACUUGUGUCAAGUUGCAUCUACUGUAUGACUCCUGUUUGGGGAUGAUGUUUGUAAACACAUGCUCAGAGAUCUGACUGAUGUUUAGUUUUUCAUGUUUCAGUUUGCAAAAGAUAUGAAGCCAAUUAUCUGUAUGUCCAGAAAUAUAUGGAAUUAGAAUAUUUAUUGAUUAGAGGUACCAGUACUGACAGCUGAUGUGUAAUAAAUCCGCAACGAUAGUAGAGGAAUCUUGUAAUCGAUUGUUACAGACUGUACUUGGCUGUAGAAUGACUGAGACUAUAUUGAUUUCUCCAUGCCUUAUGUAUGUUCUGAGUGGAAAAAUCACAGUACUCUUCGUAGAAUCUGGAUGUUAACAUUCUUUCAUUUAUCCUAAGAUUAGGGACACUAGCAUUAUAAAGUUUUUGACAGAUUUACAAUUUCUCAAAAUGUUCUCAUUUAUCAGUAGCACCACCACACCCACACUACCAUUAUUAUUUCGUGAUGCACACCUGUGUUCUCUGUAAGGGUGGAGUUUUCGUUAGAAUGCAUGGCAAUCUGAAGAAAUGUAGAAAAUAUCUUACGCUACCUCAGUGACCAAAAACCUUCUAUAUCACAUGGCACAAACAGCUUUUGCCACGACUUGCUGUUAUGAAAUGCUACAGCACCUCUUGUCUUUUCACCUUCAUCAUCGUUGCAUUUAGGGUCAUUAAAUACGGGAUGUAGAGACAAAGAUUCAUUGAACUCAGUGUUGGGAAUAGUAUUUUUUGACAUUUGCACACUUGUACUGUGUAACUUCUGUAAUUUAGUGGCCUGUUUUUUUUUUUUUUGUUUGUUUGUUUUUUUUUUUUUUUUGUAACUACAUGAUUUUUUUCUCUCAUUUUUAAUACAUGGUGGUUAAUUAUAGCUUCCAAAUGUUCCUAAUCACUGUUAUUACAAAACAGAUGAACAGUGUUUUCAAACUAUCAGUCACACUGUUAAUCAUAUAACACCAUGAGGUAGGUAGUUACAUAUUAGUGUAAGUCGGUAAAUUGUAUUGUAUCUAUCUUCACGAAGACAGUCAUGAAGGAACUCUUGCCUUAAUUUUCGCUCUUUGCAUUCUGCUCAGCAAAACACUAUGUCUGCUGGUACGAAGCUUGGAGAUGACAGUCUAGGGAGAAGGUGGUGAGUGGGGGUGGAGGGGUGGCGGGAGGAGAAUGGUUUGCUGUGGACUGGAACUAUAUUUAAAUCACCACUAUGAUCUCACUGUCAUCUGCUAACUUUGACACUCUAAAAUAGUCCUUAUAUGAAACGAAAAUCUAUGAUGUCCGGUGCAGGGAAUGUGACAGUUGUUUUUAUAUACCAGAUUUCGGGUUUCGCAAUAUCUCCUUAUUAUGUAAGCUUAAUGAAGGUCCACCAAAAUUUGAAUGGUCAGCAAAACUUUCUCAUUUAAUGUUCAGUAAGAUUUUAUUCGUGACUGGACACAGUUAUAGCUUCCACGCUUCAAUUCACUCUUAGAUUAGGCUCCAUAAUACUGAAUAUGUUACUUGUCUGUCAUCUCUUAAUAAAGAGAAUGCUGUCCUUCGUAAGCGUAAUGGCGAAAGUGUGUCCAGAACUUUGUGGGCCAUGCACCCUUGUGAUCACCAGACAAGGCCUCUUAAACUCAUCUGUUAAUUGUUCCUGAUACUUGAAGUCAUCGCUUACACGUACAAUAUCUGUAACUUAAUUUAAUUCUGUGCCAAAUUCAUAAACAGUUAAGAUGUGUCUUUUGCUGUGGAUUUGUUGACCUAUCUACUGUUCUGCUUUGCACACAAAUUACUCUCCAGUUCCAUGGUUUGUCGUUGUUUUGUAUUUUCCAUUUGUGAAUUAGUCAGCUCAUUCACAUUCUUAUCUCUAGUUGUCUCCAUUUUAAUAAAUCCAUAUUGGCUUUUAUGGCAAACACAAACAGUGAAAUUUAAAUAUUUUAUUAGUAAAUUGUUCACCAACACUUUUUUUGAAAAAAAAAAGGGCAAAAGCUGAAACUUAAGACUUCAGAUUUAAUCGUGGCAUUCAGUUGUGAUUUGGUGAAGCUUUUAUGCCAAUAUUCUAAGGACAUUUUCUGUACAUCAUAACACCCUUGUUAUAAGUACAUCAUCAUAACAAACUAAAAAUGAAAUAGUGCUGUGGAGCUACUGAAUUAAAUCUGUAGGCUUUCUUCAGUCUGUUGUAUUUUUUGGGCAGCAGCCAGCAUCAUUGUACAUAUACUUUUUUUCUGGUUGUUAUUCUUUUUAAUCAUUAAUUUCCUGCUUUCAACUCCAUACAGUAGUGUCAGCAUGUAAAUCUUAAAUGAAUAUUGUUACAGAUGACUGUCCUAUUGUGCAUGCCUGUUAACUGUUCUUGGUUUUGUGGUAGGUAGUACUGUAUUCAUUAUAGUUUUUGUAUUUAAGUCUAACCUUUAAAUGUCCAGUAGUAUGUGCCUAGGAUAAACUUGUCUGUACACAGUUUAAUAUAUUUCUGUCCAUGUGACAACAGUUCCUGGUGUAACCUGUAAACACAAAAGGUUUCUAAUUUUUGCACUGUUCUUUGAUGUGCGUAUCCCUGAGACACUGCCAAUGCAUUCUAUUUGUACUAAAAUAAUUUUACUCCUGUAAGAGAAGCACAUCAGUAGAAAGUUAUUUGCUUAUUGUAUCGGAACAUGGUGUGUAGCAUAUGGAAAAACCUCCAUUUAAAAAAUUGUAGCUCGGCUACAUUACUUAUUUUUGACAGAAAGUGACAAACUUGAGUAAAGUGUUAUAAUUCUUUUUCCUUGUUUUUCACUACAGGAACAGUUCUCUGUUAAAUAUUUCCUAGUAAUUAGGAUAGUCCCAUUUUUGUCUCCAUCCUAUUAUUUUUCUCUAAGGCUGUUGUGAAACACAGGCUAACAGACUCUGGGUUGUGACAAGUUUGUGCCAGAUACAUUCACUUUAAUCUUCACAGCUGACCAAUUUUGGAGAUAGCUGAUCACUUUCAGAUCUUCAUCCAAGGAGCACCAUCUUGGGUUUGUUCAAAACAUGCUUUAUCAUCUCUCUUCACAUAUCUGUGGCAUAUUUUAAAAAGUAAGGGUAUCUUGUUCAGAAAAUGUUCUUGACUAGAAAAAACUGUUACUGGUGUUUUUAGUUUCCUGCAAACCUAGUUCACUUCUCUACAGAGGCAUACAGUUUCCCUAAUCUACAAUAACCCCACUUGGGAUCCAUCAGGAUACAGUUAUCUUUUUUGUACGGUACAUUUUAAGAAAUGUUAAUUAGCAAAAUGUAACUUACGCAUUUACUGGUAGUGUGUUACUAGUUGCUGUACAGCAAACUAGACAUUUUUGAGAUGACAUACAGAUUUUUUUUAGUUUUGCUUUAACUCUUCACCAUUCUUCCAUUCUGAAAUAUGCAAACUACUGUGCUAUGCAAAACAAAUUAGAUAGCUUUGCACACUGAGUAUAGCCGGCUUCAUUCAGCAAAUAUCAGAAAUGUGGUGUUACAGGUGGCUGGAAAAUUAUGUAAACUAUAUCAUUUCCUUUGGCAAAUGUUUUGUGCCUAUGCUGCCAUCAAAGUUGUUUGUCAAUCUGUAGUGAUCUGUUUGUCAAAGUUAUGACUGCAGAAGUUGUCAACUAAUUGCUUGAUGAAACAUGAUAAAGAAAUUACAUCAUUUUUAAAAUACAGAGAUUAAGCUCUAAACUAAAUGUUUAUUGAGGAAUGGUCUUGUUUAGAGAAUGUAAAUGUACCUGUUAAAGAGUUCUGUUUAAUACACUUAAUGUGAGUCGGAUCAAAUUUUUGCAGUUUUCAAAAGAAUACAUUGGUGACAUUAAUUAUUUGUUUCUUAAUUUGUCAAAUAAAACAAUUCUCUUUGUAAUGUACUAUUUGCCAUGUUUUCUGAGGAUGUCACAUCUGCACAGAUCUUGAAGACAUUGGUAUUUGCAGUGGAAAAUAAAAACAUGUGUCCAGUAAGUUUUGAAGUGUUUGUUGAAAACCUAAAUUUCGCUAUUUGUGCUACCUAGUCAGUUUCAUCUUUUUGAAGGCUUUUUAAAAGUGUUGAACUCCAUGUUGGGGAAACAGUGUUGCAAAUUGCAAGAAAUACUAUUGUGACACACUUUGGAUAUAAGUACCAUAUGCAAAUGAAUGAUCAUGACUGCCAAAUACUCACUUAAUAAAUUAUUGUGCAAAUGCAGAGGACAUUAGAGAUUUGUGGCUUAGGGAUAAUAAGUAAUGGAAGUUCAGUAUGCUAAGUGUCAGAGAAAUCCAGUGAAGGGAGGUAGCUUUUGAUGUGUGUGCCUAGGAAAGUAAAUAAUGUUGCUAUUGAGCUCUUCAUGUAGAUAAAAAAAAAUUCUCAAUUGUGUAUCCCAGGACUUGUAAAGACUGAUUUAUCAAAUACUUGGUAACAUGUAAAGUUGCUGAACUGUUUUAUAUAUGUGCACAUAACUCGUACUAUUUUUCGCAGUUGGCACAAUAUUUCCGUGGUUUUGCCUUUCUUGACUCGGAUACUAGACUAGGAAGUACGUAUACAUUGUAUAGGCUCAUUGUCAGAUUCCUUCUUUUAUGGAGAAGCGUAAGUGUUUGAACACCAAUAAAGUUGCAUUUAGGAACUUUAGCAGUCUUUCAGUGUGUAAUAUUCCAGUCCUUGGCAGUGCAAGAAGUAAUUUUUCCUUCCAUCCUUUGACCCUGCCCCUCCGACUCCCACAAAAUACACACUAGCUGUGAAAUUAUUAAUGUGUGGUUAUAGCGGUACAAGACAAAUUUUUUUAUUUUUACAGUAACCUAGUUUGUCUGUUGCAUUAUCUGAAGGCUAUAUAUUUUUGAAAAGUCCCAUGUUGAAUGUUGUUACAUAGCUGGUUUUCUAUUGUUGGAUUUGGUCACCUGUGUAUAGUGAAAGGCAAUACUUCACUCUUUUCUGAUUGCAAUACUGUGAUUUUUUAUACUAUUUUAUUGACAGACAGCACUCAAAUGGCUGAAAAAGAAAUGUGAUAGGAAACAAAGCAUAAGUGUGGUCUCUCUUUCCUUCCUGUAUGUUUUGUACAAUCCGUUACUGUUUUCUUUAGCAAGAAUACCUUUUUAAGUUAUAAUUAUAAAAACUCAAAACUGCUACCUGCACCUAAGAUAGAGAGAGAUUUAUUUUAUUCUUUUUUUUUUUUCUCUGACAGCUUGUACACAGUCUUGUCAAGUACAUGUGAAAUGUUUAGCUGUCAUCUAUUAGAGCUAGGUGGCAAACCAGAAAGUUCAAUGAAGCUAUUUAUUGAGUUUACAUCUAAUUUUUCAUAUAUAACUUGAAAUUAUCAUUUAAGAAGGAAAUGUUUGUCUGGGCUGAAUGAUCAGACUUGAAAAUGAGGUUCAUUACAGGGAUUUCAGUGGGCUAAGUGCAGAGGCUAUGAGGCUUAUUCACCAGUUAGUCCUCUUCUUCUAACAGGCUAUUACUGGCAGAAAUACUGUUGGUUUUAGUGUAGGAAGCCCAGAAAAUUUAUGUUAAAUCUUGUGUGUUUUCGUGAAUUACUGCACAGGCUGAUGAACAAAGCAGCAGAAAAUAUUUCCACUAACAGUGAUGACAGUCACUAUUUUUAAUUGAUAAAAGUGAUAGAUGCCAAACUGUUAGUGUAUUUUACGGAAAUGGAAUCUUCAGACUCCUCAGCAAUAUGACACUGAAAUGUUUUUAAGGAUAUGGAUUCAUCUAAAAUGGAAAAAAAAUUCUUAGCAUCGGGUUGUUCCAUUUUUCAUGCGGAAACAAAUUUCCAUAGUUCCAAUUUAGAAUGAAAAUAACCCGUAUAAAUGUGCAUUGCGUUGUAUGUGAAUGUUCAGAUCUUUUCGAUGCAGUAAUUGAAAAUCACAAGAUAACUGAUGCCAUUUUCAGUGGUCUGUUUGGGCACCAAAGUUAGUAACCCAAAUGAGAUUUACAGUUCUGGGUUCAGUACAUUAAAAUCUGUGGGUCAAGUCUCACCUCUUGUCUGAGUAUCUGGUCCAGUCAUUUUCUUCUCUUUUAGUAAUGUUUGUCACUACUUUCAAGCAACAUGCAGCAAUAUUUAGUCUUAUCAUGUGUAGACGAUGUGAUGAUAAAACAUCCAACUCGAGAGAGAAUAGGUUGUGUUUCAAGGAUGGCAGUGCUUUGAAUGUUGCCUCCUUUCAUGAGAAUGUAGUUUUGCUGUAUUUGUAUGUUGUGUUGUGUAAUAACUGGUUUAAAGGCUAACCUUGUUUUAUUAUAGUGGUACAUUCAGUUCUAUUUUUAGUGUUUAUUUUGUUCCUGAUAAAGUUUUUUAAGUGCAGUAAUGUUUGUUACUAUUUCAUUGACUCGGUCAUUUAAACUAAAAGACAAAAGAUGUAUUUGUUGUAUAAUAUGAGCUCUGCUUUUUAAUAUGUCAGUAUAUGAAAUGGAAAUGUUACAAAAUUUCUUCACACACACACCUGUGUGUGUUGGGUACAUAAUGCUCCUAAUCUAUCUACAGUAUUCUCAAAUUUAUUCUAUUAAAAUAUUUUUAGUUGCUUAUGUUAUGGCUCAGAAUAUGGCAGAUUGUUACAUGUAAGAGAUGUUCUAAAAUUUUAAGAAAUAAUAAAUGUAUUAAAGAGU